Messenger RNA from Dentiscutata heterogama, 593 nucleotides. NCBI's taxonomy places the organism in Eukaryota, Fungi, Glomeromycota, Glomeromycetes, Diversisporales, Gigasporaceae. The record is from the annotation of a GenBank genome assembly.
CAAUGAAUGCUUAUAAAGUUGCUACCUCGUUCGCGUCCGUCGUUCGUUUUCGCUUCAUCUCACCAUCUUUGAUAAAAACUAAAAAUAGUUCUAUGUUACGGGUUCACUUUAGUUUAACUAAAACGCAAAAUAAAGCAACGUUUACUACAACAGUGGUCAGAGAAAAUCCAAAAAAGCCGAUUAGAGCAACAGGAAGUAGUCAUCAAAGAAUAUACAAAGAAGCCGAGCCUUAUUAUUUAGAUACAUUUCAGACACCGAAAGAGUCAAAAAGGAAAACAUAUUCGCCAUUCGUUACAAGAAUAUUAGUUCGUCUCGGAAAAUUAUUAGGAUAUUAUGAUUUGCCAGUACAAGCUAUUCGUGUAACAAGAGAAAUGUACCAAAUGUGUGCAUUACGGUUAGAUGAAAAUAGAGAGUUUUUUAUUGAUACUUGCGGAUUACCAGAUAGCUUUCAAACAUGGUUUCAAAUAACCUUAUUACAUGUUUGGAUGUUGAUGGUUAGGUUUAGACCUGAAAAUGAUGGAAAAGUAUAUAUGCAGCAAUUAGUGAAUCAUUUAUUUGAUGAUGCGGAAUGGCGAAUGCGAGAGAUACAUGGU